This is a messenger RNA of Engraulis encrasicolus (European anchovy), 2232 nucleotides long. It is a transcript of the gene pdhb, whose product is annotated as pyruvate dehydrogenase E1 subunit beta. The transcript is spliced from 11 exons. Gene Ontology annotation, molecular function: pyruvate dehydrogenase (acetyl-transferring) activity. Gene Ontology annotation, biological process: pyruvate decarboxylation to acetyl-CoA. The record is from RefSeq and is a predicted model, not a curated record. Lineage: Eukaryota; Metazoa; Chordata; Actinopteri; Clupeiformes; Engraulidae. Bases 78 to 1157 code for a protein of 359 amino acids.
AGUUUUCAAUCGUCCACAGGGUGACAAGAGCGAGCAGAGAGAAGACCCACUUCCUUCCAGUAGAGGACACGGUCAACAUGGCGUCGCUGAGGUGGAUCGUCCGCUCUGGAAAGAAUGCCGUCUCAGUGGUUUUGCGAAGAGAAAUCCACAGGACGUCGUCGGCCUCACUGCAGGUGACCGUUCGAGAUGCUCUGAAUCAGGCUAUGGACGAGGAGUUGGAGCGAGAUGACCGUGUGUUCCUCCUGGGCGAGGAAGUGGCCCAAUAUGACGGUGCUUACAAGGUAAGUAGAGGACUUUGGAAGAAGUACGGAGAUAAACGCAUCAUCGACACACCUAUUACAGAGAUGGGAUUUGCUGGUAUUGCUGUUGGUGCUGCAAUGGCUGGUCUAAGACCCAUCUGUGAAUUCAUGACCUUUAACUUCUCCAUGCAAGCGAUUGAUCAAGUCAUCAACUCUGCUGCCAAAACCUACUACAUGUCUGCUGGAAUGCAGUCCGUCCCCAUUGUAUUCAGAGGACCAAACGGGGCGUCAGCUGGCGUGGCAGCCCAGCACUCGCAGUGCUUUGCAGCCUGGUAUGGGCACUGCCCAGGGCUCAAGGUGGUCAGUCCCUGGAACUCAGAAGACGCCAGGGGCCUCCUGAAAUCCGCAAUUCGAGACGAUAACCCAGUUGUUUUCCUUGAGAAUGAACUGAUGUACGGUGUGGCGUUUGAUAUGCCAGAAGACGUCCUAUCCAAAGACUUCACGGUACCCAUCGGAAAGGCCAAGGUUGAACGACAAGGUAAUCACAUCACCCUGGUGUCACAUUCCCGUAUGGUCGGCUUCUGUCUGGAUGCGGCAGCUGUCUUGGCCAAAGAGGGCAUUGAAUGCGAGGUCAUCAACCUACGCACCAUCAGGCCGCUGGACGUGGAGACCAUUGAGGCAAGCGUUAUGAAGACUAACCACUUAGUGACUGUUGAGGGGGGCUGGCCCCAGUUCGGUGUUGGAGCAGAGAUUUGUGCCAGGAUCAUGGAAGGUCCAGCUUUCAACUAUUUGGAUGCCCCGGCUACAAGAGUCACUGGAGUGGACAUCCCCAUGCCCUACGCCAAGAUCUUGGAGGACAACAGUGUGCCCCAGAUUAAGGACAUCAUGUUCUCUGUCAAAAAGACCCUAAAUGUCUAAGUUUUCUCCUCCAUAACUAGUAACACUUUAGAAAUAAUAGUCGUUUAAAAAGCUUUAGAAAUCCUUUCUAAAUAAUAAACCAAUAAUUACCAAAGUAUUUAAAAAUAUUUGUAAAUGAGUAAGAAAUACCAUGUUAACAUAACAAACAACAUCACAGCUACAGUAGUCCUGGAGUUUUGCUCUCCUAGGAGCAAAAACAUGAAGGCCCUGGAUACAGAAGUGUCCAACAGGGCAAACAAACCUCAAACUCAUCCAGCAGGAGCAGAUUCCCACUCACCAAUGUAGGUUGGUUCUUACCCAUUUACAAACACUUUGAAUGUUUUGGCCAUGAUUAGUUCAUUAAACUAUAUUGAUAAAGUGGUGUUAAAGCUUUUUAAGGGACUGUUACCUUUUAGUGUUACCCCAUAACUUUAUGACUAAAACAUUACUCUACCCUCUUCAUGUAAUGUUGCUGGAUGGCUAUUAUUGAAAUGUGUGCUUGAAGCAAUAAGACCAUCACAUCUAAAGCUCUUCGGUAACACUUAAUUUGAACAGGGCUAUAAUUACAGAGCAGUUACUCAUUAGGUACAGUGGGAGAACUGGUGUAAUGACAUGUAAGUACAGCUGUAGUACACGUUAUUACAUCAUACAUUUUGUUUAUCUACAUGAGCACCUACAUAACAAUGAUGACCAUAAUGUACUAUGAAAUUGUUUUCUAAUACUUCACCAAAGAUGAAUUCUUCCAGCGAAGUAAAGGUUGGUAUGUACAUACACAAAAAUGCACAUUGUGACUAUAAAUGUAAUAACAUGUACUACAGUUGUACUUACAUGUUGUUAUCUCAGUUAUCAAUUAAGUACACUGUAAUUACAGCCCAGUUAAAAUAAAGUGUUCCCAGUUCCUCUUACUCUGUUACAUACAUUGGGCUUUCUAUGUGACCAUGUGAACAAACUCCAGAAACUUAAUUUGUGGUAGAGGGGGAUAUUUAUUAUUACUAUUAUUAUUUUGUCAAAAUAAACUUGUAUGUCUUGUUUGGAAGUAAAAUUAGAUCACACUCGAAGCUAGGAAAUGAUUAAAAAGCUGUCGCUCCUAACUUUA